GACAGCAAUGCACGUUUCCCUCGCAUUUGAGCAGUUACCUUUAUAAACAAACGGACGUUUAAACAGUAGUUCAUUAAAAAUAGUUCGAAUUUACUUAUUUCAACGUUAAUCCGUCCGAAAUUGAAGAUGUUUUGUAGAGAUGCUGUUAAGCUUGUUGCAGAGCUAAAUCAAACAGAGGAUAUAAAACCAUUUAAUGAAGCUGUGUUUCGUCAAGUAUUAGAAGAAGUACAAUCAUUGUUUGAAGAAAAUUCAAAAGAUGUGAAUACCAUCACAGAAGACAAUACAGCACCAAAAAAUACAUUACUUGUGAGACAUUAUGCAAUGAAUAGAAAUAAACGAUGCCUCUUGACAUAUUUGUUCCAUAGAAUGAGAAGACUAAGACAAGCUCGAUGGGAGCUUGGUAGUAUCAUACCACCAGAAAUAUCUAAAAAUUUAAUUAAUCCAGAAGCACAAUGGUUUCAUAAUUACAAUAAAUCACUUGCUACUUAUAUGAGAACUAUUGGUGAAGAUGGAUUAAACAUAUUAAAUGAUAUUCAACCACCCAAAUCAUUAUAUAUAGAAGUGCGCUGUAUUCAAGAUUAUGGUAGACUUGAAUUUGAUGGACAAUCUGUAAUGUUGAAAAAAAAUACUUAUCACCUAUUACCAAGAUCUGAGUGUGAAUCUUUGAUAAGACAGGGAUAUCUCGAACAUGUGUCUUCAUAAUAUAUAGUUACUAUAGUCUGUUGUUGGUGUAUAAAGUUUUGUACAGAAUAUUUUGUUUAACUUUCCUAGAUAAGUACAAACCACAUAAAGUAUUUUAGAAUUAAAAUUUUAAAAUUAAAUUGAUGAAUGGUUUGAUUUAUAUUUAAUAGGAAAGAAGUUGUUUGAUAAGUAGAGGAGAAUUCAAAAUGUGCUUACUUUUUAUGUGAUUUGUCUCACUAUAGUAGUUUAAAAAUUUCUUUCAAGAUUAAAACCAA
Trichogramma pretiosum is the source of this 956-nucleotide messenger RNA. Its product is annotated as DNA replication complex GINS protein PSF1-like. Gene Ontology annotation, cellular component: GINS complex. Gene Ontology annotation, biological process: DNA replication; DNA strand elongation involved in mitotic DNA replication. The record is from RefSeq and is a predicted model, not a curated record. NCBI's taxonomy places the organism in Eukaryota, Metazoa, Arthropoda, Insecta, Hymenoptera, Trichogrammatidae. Bases 127 to 702 code for a protein of 191 amino acids. The transcript is spliced from 4 exons.